AUGCAUGUGGAGGCGGUUGUGAGAAGCCGGCAUUUGCUGUCGCAGAACUCAAAUUGCACUCCACCUGCCAUCGAGGAAUUCCCUCCGGAUUUCCUCAGCCCCUCGCAAAGGAGUCGCGGGGGGAUCAUCAUCCAUUUCCUCAUCGGGAUCUACCUAUUUCUCGGCAUUGCCAUCGCCUGCGACGAAUAUUUCGUCCCGUCUCUAGAUGUCAUCUGCGAUGAGCUGGAUUUGUCCUCGGACGUCGGAGGAGCGAGCUUCAUGGCGGCCGGGUCCUCUUCUCCCGAGCUUUUCACCAAUCUGCUCGGGACGUUCGUGACGGAAGGGGACGUUGGAUUGGGGACCGUCGUCGGGAGUGCCGUCUUCAACAUCCUCGGGGUCGUCACUCUGUGCGGUCUCUUUGCCGGCAUGGUGAUCCCUGUGGAUUUCUGGGCCCUCAGUCGCGAUUGUGCGGCCUAUGGAGUUUCCGUCAUCAUCCUUAUUCUCGUCAUCAAUGAUGAACUCGUGGUCUGGUGGGAAGCUCUGAUACUCUUCUUUGCAUACUUCCUCUACGUCAUCGGCAAGCCUUUCCCCGAUCCUCCUCAAAAAUUAAUUUUCCAUUUAUUGUGUCACAAUCCGUUUCCUGUCUUUUUCUUCAGUAAUGCUUUGGAUCAAGAGGAAGGUUUCGGAGUGGGGAUGGAAGCUAGUGGCAACCCAAGAUUCGGAGGGCGACGGAGAACGGACACCACUCUUGUCCAGUCUGGUUUCCGACUCCUCUGUCGCAUCGCAUUGCCGUAUUUCUUAACGUCAUUCGUGAAAGCUGGACGUGAUUCGACAGAGAGCUCCUUGGAGGAGGGAGAGAAAUCGGAACCCGUCGCGAUCUGUAACGGAUGGUGUCCACCGGGUCUAGAAGAGGAAGAGGGCAGCAUAAGCACGGGGUGGCGAAUCUACUGGAUCCUCACGUGGCCCAUCCGUUUCCUCAUGUUUCUCACCAUCCCCGACUGCAGGAAGAAGAACUGGAGGAAAUUUUACAUUCUCGCCUUCCUAUGCUGCAUCCUCUGGAUCGGCGGACUCUCUUACCUGGUCGUCUGGAUGAUCACUAUCAUCGGUAGGUCAUCUCCCUCGUAUGGAUAUUUGAGAACGGGUGAAAAGAAGCAGACAGGCCCCGCGAGUUCAUUCAUCUCCUUCCGGGCGAUGGUGCACAACUGGGAUAAUGCCCUGAGAUGGGUGGACAAUAAGACAAACUAUGAUUUCUUCAUCCCAGAAAUGAGUUAA
This is a messenger RNA of Darwinula stevensoni, 1251 nucleotides long. Lineage: Eukaryota; Metazoa; Arthropoda; Ostracoda; Podocopida; Darwinulidae. The record is from the annotation of a GenBank genome assembly.